CCAAGUUCAUGACGGUGAUCAAAUCUAUUUGCGACCAACGCACAAGAAAGGCGGCUGGUGGUGAGAUAGGAUCGCUAGAAAUGGAUACUGAAGGAGAAGCGAUCGUUAUUUUUGAUGACGAUAUGAUUGUCGACUUGGACGAUAAUUCCGAUGAUGAUAUCACGGUGAUUAAUUCUGAUAUAAACGAUGAAAAAAUCUCUCAAUCAAUCCAAAUUUUGAAUGUCUUUCAAGGACGACCGGUAUUGUUGAAGAUGACUGCGAUUGCUCGUCAUGUCGCGACAUCCUCACAGCUAGAUCCGAGAAUAUCACUCACGGCGAAUUGUGCAUAUGUAAUACUGGAAAAUGUGCUAAGACGUGCAAGCGUAUUAAAAAUGUGAAAGCUGUGGUAAGGCAAUAUACAGAGGCGAUCAUUGUUAUGAACACACUAUCAAAUCGCGCGCUGAAAAGUUCAACAGAGAUACCACGUUGAAAAAUUGCGAACACAAGGGAUGCACAAACAGACAUUCUCUAAAUUCGCAAUUCUGUGCAAUCCACCGCGACCAUGCAAGUACCUGGUGUUCUUAGCUCUUAUCUUAAUUAUUUUGCAGCAAUUGCAACACAGACGUGAUGUGGAAGCUAUGACCGACGUAUGUCUAAAGGAGUCUUGUCAACACAGGAGCGCGUAUGGGAAUGACUAUUGCUAUCAUCACAGGCAUAUUCCACGUCAAAACAUCAUAAAUAAAGUAGCGACUCUAUCGAAGUGCAAGAUUCCAGACUGUCAGCACAAGUGCUGGAAGAAUACCCCAUACUGCUAUGUCGUACACAACCGAUUCGCUACGCAGUAUAUCUGUGAUGAGAAUCCUUCGCUUCAAAAGUGUAUGAUCAAGAACUGCAACCAUAAGCAAUAUGCGAAUACACCUUUCUGCUUCUUGAAGCAUAUGGCAAAUCGUUCACGCUAUAAGAGAUUCAUGGAAACUGACAGAGUGUCACAAUGCUGCGUACAGUCUUGCGAGGAGCAGGCUAGCAAUGACAGUCCUUAUUGUGUGCAAGCACACAACAAUUUGCGAGAGCAGUGCCUGAUCAACAAUGAGAACACCCUGGGCAACUGUCAUGAACCUAAUUGCGACAAUAGAGUUUCAGACACAGAGCUGUUCUGCAAAUUGCAUGGAAAUAAGAACGAGCAAGGCUUCUACGAGCAAAACACAGAUAAUUCGGUAUGCAUUCACGCUGAAUGUGACAUGAAGAACAUUCAAAUAGCUCCCUUCUGUAUCGAGAGUCACUUCACACAAGCGAAAGCUUACGUGUCUUACAUCAACUCUGCUAAAUGUGAAAUGGAAGGGUGUAAAGAGCGCGCUGAAAGUGAUGUACCUUAUUGCGCUAGCAGGCACAAGCAUCGUAAUUACCAGUGGAAACGCGAUCAAGACGUUACCCUAGAGAAAUGUGCAGUACCCAAUUGUUCUCACAGGGCAAAGAGAGGGUGGGUCUACUGUGUACUCUCGCAUCAUCACUUGGUGGGUGAAACUUCUCGAUUUGUUUAGUUGGUUUUCUACACCACACAGGAGAGACAUUUUCGACAAAGUAGAGCAAAUAACACCCCCCCCAUGUGCCAUGAAAAGAUGCACAAAGGCCAGCUCUGGUGACACAAUAUUCUGUACAGCAUCGCAUAAAGACUGGGUUGCGGAGGAAAGAGCUAAGCCUGGCACAAACUAUUGCGAGAUUCCAGUUUGCCCCUUGAAAGCGACAGGCAGAGGUCCUCACUGCAACAUAUACCAUAGUAGAGAAAAUACUCAGUUUUUCCUCGACAGAGAUGUAACUAAACCAAUAUGCUCCGCAGAAGGCUGUGAUUAUCAUACUAACGAAGACGAACCAUUCUGUGUGCUUGGACAUUACACUCAGGUAAGGAACAAACCUUGCUGCCAUCAUACUAAUGAGACACAGCUCAAGACGUUCCGUAAUAAUAAACGUCGUCCUGCUGAAAAUCCUGAAGCCGGUACAAGCGCUGGACCAUCGAAAGUGGCCAGAAGAAACUAAAGCUCUGACUUGGCUGGCUGUUAUAUUUGAAAUUGUAAUAUUGCUAUUU
Wallemia mellicola CBS 633.66 is the source of this 2059-nucleotide messenger RNA. RefSeq lists its product as hypothetical. The record is from RefSeq and is a predicted model, not a curated record. The transcript is spliced from 10 exons. Bases 489 to 1517 code for a protein of 342 amino acids. NCBI's taxonomy places the organism in Eukaryota, Fungi, Basidiomycota, Wallemiomycetes, Wallemiales, Wallemiaceae.